UCCCACUACAAGUAGAAAGUGUACUAAAACUUCCCCUGGAUGACUGGAGAUCUUAGCAGACUACUUUAGUGUUGUAAAGAGAAAAUGUGUAAACUUAGAGAGUAGAGUUCCUCAGACAUGUCUGCUGUUGAGAGAAGAAGAGCUCUGGAGCCUCGCUUGGAAAUCAGACCAUCUAGAAAUCGUCAUUUCAGGCGUCCUCAGAAGGUUACGAGCAUCUGGCUGCCCGACAGCUCUGACUCUUCACAACGUGCGCACAGGACACCCAUUUAUGUGUCCUUUGUCAGCAAGGCCAUUUUGUGGGACAGAGGACUCCGCCAUGACAUUGUCCAUGAUCGUCCGGCUCAUCGUCCCUCUCUGUGUCCUCGCUUCCUGUCUCACAUGAAAGCUCGUCCUGAAGCCUUGAUUCCUCCUCGUUACCUGAGCUCCAAGUCUGUUCAACAGCUUCCAUCUCAGGGGAAGGAGCAGAAUCCACCUGCUGUAGCUGCCCCGAAGACCCACAUGUUGGCAGGACGCUUCCAUCUUGGUCCUGAUAGAAGAACCAGUGGUGUGCAGAAUGCUGGUCUGAUCACAGGAAGGCGUUCUGCUGUUGCUGUUCCUCGUCUCCGGCUUCCUGCUACUCCACCUCCAUCCACCAUUAAUCCAACACCUCCCCAACCCAACACACCUCAGCCUGACGCUGAAGGACAGCAAAGCCAGACAAACAUUGCUCCAUCAACUCCCUCCUGCCUGCCUCCUCCUCAUCCCGAGCAUCAAAAAGAUGAAGUUCCUGUCAGGGAAAAGCUGCUGCAGCCUGCUGUGGUGGAGCCAGACGUGGAUCUGAACAUCAGACCUGCUGGAUCGACGCUCUCAGCAUCUCCAACCUCACUCUCACAGGGAUCUCUGUCAGAUUUAAGUCGUCCACCUUCCAGUUUAUUCAGCCGAAGCACCGACCUCUCUAGUGGCAGGAGCAGCGUCCUGAGUGAUAAAACCACUGCAGAUAUCCUGGACUUGGAUCCAGAGGGCAGCGCUCGUUUGUCCCCACUUCAGCCUUCCCCAACGAUGCCGUUACCUCUGACUUCUCCAGCAGGAUCCAACCUUCAUCAGUCCUUUAGCAGCACCAAAUCUCUGCUCUACGAGCCGCUGUUUGGCCAAACCAAACCCCUCUCUCCUCGCCAAGCAGCAAGUUUCCAUCUGAAUUCAGAUAAACCUCCGAGUAGCAGCAGGAGAAGCACGAAAACAGCAGAAAACCUCCACCUCGAUCCAUCUGUUGGUCCUGAUCUCAACCCGUCCUUGGACUCCGAUCGAGGUCGUGCUACGCCGGCUUUUCGCUCCGCCACUUGGUCUUCCUGUCCGAGUCCACAGAGGACCACUCCCCACUCGGGGUCAGCAGCAAAGGUGACCCCUUCUCGUCCGGCGUCUCGGCUGGAGCCUUACCGCUGGCCCGUCCUGCCUCCCAUCUCCCCUGCCAGAGGACGAUCUGCAGCGUCACACUGCUCAGAGUUCAGCUGCACUCAGUCUUGUGUGUUUGAUGAACUGGAGGCUAUCGCUCCUCUGUCAGCUUCCUGUUUGUCUCUGGAUGAACCGUCAGACUUGUCAGGCAGCCCUUCACCUGACACAGACCUUUCUCCUGGCCUGGCAGCGCUGACGGUGGGCUGUGACUCGGGGAAUCUGGGCUCCUUGUCCCGGGUCCAGCUGCUCCUCCUGGACCGCCUAGCAACCGAGGACCAGAGUCCAUCUGGUCUGGAGGAGGAGAUCUACCCACUAGAUGACUGGUCUGAUCUGAAGCGGUAUGAUCCAACAGGUGUUUUGAAGCCCCGCACAGCUGGCAGCAUCUCUGAAAGGUGUGACUCGGCAGGGAAAGUCCGGGGAAACAAAUCGGAUCAGUCUGAAGGAGGUUCUGAAUCACCGUCUUCAUGGAUCAUCGACCCAAGUCCGUCAUUCAACAUGUUCAGAUCCUCUUCUUCUCCCUGUCGGUCCAACCACAGUUCCCACACAGAUGAUGACGGGGGCCCCAGUGAGGAGGAAUCCAUUCAUCCAGGAUGGAAGGACCAAGCAGAGCUCUUAGACGGAGGCAGGAGGCCCGAGAGUGUCGCACACCGAACCGAAGAGAAGGACAGAAGAAUGGAGGAGAGGAAGGCGCUGAGCAUGCUUUCCAAACUGCAGGACGACACGCCUCAUCAGGGAAAAAGCAACAAAAGCCGCUCCAACUUCGAGGACUUCGACUUUUUGGCAAAGUAUUGCAUUUUCAGUCAGGAGAAGCUGGCCGAGUACAAAAGAGCUUUUGAAGCAGAGGACAGCGAUUACGACGGCUACAUCUCCUGCCUUCAGGUUCUACUCGCUCUUAAAACCAUCACCCCUCCUGAGCUGCUGUCCGAUGAAGAAGAGAUCUACGUCUACAGAAUCUUGGAGAUGGUGGACUUCAGAGUGACAGAUGGACUCGUGGACCUGCGGCUGUUCGCUGUGAUCGCCAGUCUGGCCCAGAAGAUCGCCUCCAUGGAUGAGUUCAUGCGAUCCCUGAUCACCAACAUGGACUUCCGCUCUCUGGAAGUGCGGCUCUUCAAAGCUAAGCAGCUGUUCCUGUUCCUCCUGGAGGAGCAGCGAGGAGACGCUGGAGCUCAGCAGGGCUUCAUCAGCGCCGAGCAGCUGCUGCUGGAGCUGAAGGCCGGAGGGAUCCACCUGGAGCAGGAGGCGGCCGUCAGGCUGGAGCUGCAGCACGUCCCCCCUCUGGACCUGCUGGACUUCCUGGCCUACCUGCCCCUCUUCAUGCUCAUCCACAAGGCGGUCAUCUCCAACCCCCUCAACGACUCCAGCAACCUUUGACUUCAGUCUCUGCUCCGUGUGAGUCAGGAUUCAGCAGGACGCCUAGCACAGCUAACUCUUAUCAAAGAAAACAACAUAAUAUCACAUGACAAACAGGAAAGGUGGAAUUAAAGUGAGUGAAUUGGGCACUAAUGUGAGUUAUUGUUCCAUCAAUAACCCUCUGAACCCCAGACCCAACCAGUAGGCUUGAAAGAAGACAAUGACACUUGAUCUUGUUUUAUGGCACUCAUCCAGGUUGUUUUCUCCUGACUUGAUCCUUGCUUGUGUUGUAUCUACUCUCAGAUGCACGUCGCUUUGGAUAAAAGCUAAAUGAAAUUGUAGAAUAGAGGAAAGGUAUGUUAUCUUAACAAAAAUCUGCCAAGUUACACAUUUAUCACAGCCUGAAAUUGUGAGACAGACAGAGACUUUAUUAAUCCCGAGGAAAAUUCAAGAGGAAAAAAGAAGAAGAAGAAAAGUCAGCUUGUCAGUUGUCCUACAGUUCCUGAACUACUCUGCUGUCAUUCCAUCCAAAAAAUUGACCAAGCCUAAGUUUAUAAUCAUGAUAUUUCAUCAAAAUGGCUUUGUUUUGGGGUAGCUCCAGUAGCUCAGCAGGUUGAACGGGCAUCCCAUAAACAGAGGCUGUAGUCCCCGACACAUUGGCCAUGUAUUAGAGUCUGACCCAUGGCCGUUUGCUGCAUUUGUGGCACUAUAAUGCCAUAACUUCUUAAUAAAAAGAACAAAAUCAAAACUAUUUUUGAAUAAACUUUUAUUAUCAUUUAGCUAAUUAGAAGGUGGUUGUUAUUCAAUUCAAACGGUUAUUUAGUUGACAUUUUAGUGAUAUCCAAUCAUUUUUUAUUAAUAAGUGAUUGUUUCCAUAAUAAGUAAUUAUGGAAUUUGUAAAGACGUGAUCACAAUGAACAUAAAAACCAUUAGGUUUUCUUUUUAACGUUUAAUAAAAAUGUAUGCAGUUAUAUCCCAUGGACAUGAAAAGUUCCUCAAUUAUAGAUUGACCCAACUGCAACCAAGUAUGACCUGACAAAAAUCCAGGGACUUUUCAGCUGAACUGCAGGCUGUGUUUACAUACAGCAGCUUGGAGACAAGAAGAAAACUAAUUAAAAAGUAAAGAAACAUCUAUAGUAUUUUCAUUUGCAGUAUUGGUAACACCUGUUGGCACUUAGUGCAAAGAUGAAAUGCAGUAGAAAACUGUCUGAAGGAUUCACUAAAACAGUUGUUCAACACUAGAGAUCAGACUUUUGUUUUUAAUCUCAGGAGGUGAGAUUUUUUCUUUCAUUAGAUGCACUCCAACACUGGAACACAUUAACACAAAGUGGCCAAUAAUUUAUGAAAAUAAUCAGAGACAAGCUGCGUUGUGAAGCUUAAAAUGAUAAAAACAUCAGCAGGCAGUCGGCAUAGAUGGAACAACAGAUGCCCUCGACCUUUAUAACGAUGACACACAGGUGAUUUAUAACCUGAUGAUUGGUUUGAAGACUCCCUGUGGGGUGAUUAAGGACUUCUCCAGGAUCAUUAUAGAGUUUUUUAUCACCUUUCUCCAUACAGAAACCCUAGUAGGACAUUAAAGGUCUUGUUUCUGGUUUCAUGGAGCAGUAAAGUGCUGUCUGUGGUCCUGAAAUGUGCUGCAACUAGUACAUUUGGCUGCAUUCAUUCUAAACUCUGGACUUCAUGUGAGUUUUCAGAUGCAACAAGUGCUUAUUGUCGUUGGGUAAAAAAGAAAAAAACAACAACAUGUGAUCAAACGUACAGCGGCAGAGAUGUGGGCUGUUGUCCAGUUCUAUCCAACUUAAUCACCGCUGAUGAAUGAUAUUCAGUAAGAUACUCAACUAAUGUGGUUUAAGCCUUUGUUUUGCCUCGGCUUUGCCAAUUAGACAUGGCCGUGUGCUCCUGCCGCUUGUGCACGCUUGACAGACCGCCAUAGGAGGAAACAUAAUGGGCUCUGACAGGCUGCGAACUGGACUGUUAGAUCAGGGACGUAUGUCGUCACGUAGAGUCCAGAUAGAGCAGAGAACGCUGGAAAAAGUGCCUUCAGUAUGGAUUUUUAGAUUAACAAUAUUAGGUUUUACUGCAGGGGUGUCCAACAUGAGGCCCGCGGGCCAAAAGCAGUCCU
This is a messenger RNA of Amphiprion ocellaris (clown anemonefish), 4900 nucleotides long. RefSeq lists its product as uncharacterized. Bases 118 to 2799 code for a protein of 893 amino acids. The transcript has 15 exons. The record is from RefSeq and is a predicted model, not a curated record. Lineage: Eukaryota; Metazoa; Chordata; Actinopteri; Pomacentridae. Gene Ontology annotation, molecular function: calcium ion binding.